AUGGACGCAGCAGACUCGGACGAGAACGGCGGUCUCUUCAACAUAGACUUCAGCUCCGCCGACGAGGCAGCCGCAGAGCAACAGACGAAACCCCCUCGGGACUUCCAGUCCGAGGCGGAUUUCCAGCAGCAGUUGAGGGAGUGGAGGCCCAAGGUCGAGAAGGGUGAGCUGUGGAAGACUCUGAAUCUGCCGAUUGACAGUCCUUCGAAGCCGGUGUCUCAGAGGAUCCUGCAUUCUAUUGAGGAAUUGUACUUCUACCGGAGGUACGAGGAGGCGAAGAAUUUCACCGAGGAGGCAAUGAGAGGGAAGGACCUUAUGGUUGAGUUUAGGAAGACGCUGGAGACUUACUUGGAGAGAUGCGAUGCGAAACUUCGCAGUGCAGAGAAGAGGUCUUGA
Molecule: messenger RNA, 396 nt
Organism: Drepanopeziza brunnea f. sp. 'multigermtubi' MB_m1
Lineage: Eukaryota; Fungi; Ascomycota; Leotiomycetes; Helotiales; Drepanopezizaceae
Source: RefSeq, a predicted model, not a curated record